This is a messenger RNA of Aphanomyces astaci, 1339 nucleotides long. RefSeq lists its product as hypothetical. The record is from RefSeq and is a predicted model, not a curated record. Gene Ontology annotation, molecular function: calcium ion binding; kinase binding. The coding region runs from base 10 to 1284 and encodes 424 amino acids. NCBI's taxonomy places the organism in Eukaryota, Oomycota, Saprolegniomycetes, Saprolegniales, Verrucalvaceae. The transcript is spliced from 4 exons. Gene Ontology annotation, biological process: calcium-mediated signaling.
AUUUAAAACAUGGUCCUCCCCAAGGUCGAUGAGUGUCGAGGGGGCGCGGCUGUGGUCAAGCGAGGACGGACGUUGAGUAAACUUCUGGAUGCUGCCGGUGUUAUCGACGCCAACGUGGCUGCAUUGCGCGGCCUCGAGCUAUCCAAACUGCCCUUCAUGGAAGAAAUGGUGCCAUAUCGAGCUCGCCGCCAUCCCGAAACAUUGAGCACUCUCGCGAGGUGCACUGCCUACACCAUACGUAAGAAGGCCCUCGAGCUGCAAGCCCAGGCCCCCCUCGCACACGACCACACGUUUUUCAGCAACGAAUCUCAAAGUAACUCGCUACAACAUGUUCCACGACGGCGACCGACGCCACUGCGCUCCAUCGUCCGCCCAACCCCCCCUCCAUCUAUAAUUCUCCCCGAAUAUGCGUCAUCGCAUUCGUCAGCAGUAACGUCGCCGAAGACAAAAAGCCUGCGAAUCACAUAUCGAGCAACCCCACAUCCAUCGACGAGUCCACCCAAACUAGCGCUCAAAUUCAAGCGAAAACGGCCCAGCGUUGGAGGAGGUGGCCCCACUGGUCAUUCGGCCAGUCGGACAAAAGUUCCCGAAGUGACCCAGGUUGCGUGCUGUCACCCCACUCACAUCGUGACACAGUACCACGGCCACCUGAGCGACUACAACAUUGAAGGGCUUAUGGCAGACACGGGAUUUUCCCGCGCAGAAUUGUACACAAUGUGGAGUCGCUUCAAAGCGCUGUGUUCGCUCUCCUAUACCCCAAAGGGGGUCGACCAAGACACGUUUCGACGGGGGGUGCCCCUGUUGUCGAUUGAGGAUUCACUUUUUGUGGAUCGGGUGUUUUCGAUUCUGGACGAAGACAAGUCGGGGAUCAUCGAGUGGCCAGAAUUCAUCCGAGCCAUGUCGGCGCUCGAAAAGGGCGACUUGCGGGACCGCAUUCGGUUCCUCUUUCAGGUAUAUGACUUGAACUGCGAUGGCACGAUCGGGCGCGACGAAUUGGCGACGUUUUUCAUCGCAAGUCUGAUGGUGAACACGCCAAACGAUGACCUACAAGAAGUCACACGGCAAUUUGUGGACGAGAUUUUGUUCAAGUUGCACCCCACGGGAGGCGGCGUCGUGACCAGCCAAGACGUGAUCAACUACAUCGACCAAGCCCCCCAAGACGAUAUUUUCACGCUCUUUGGGCGCACGAUGCUCACGGAGACCGAUCGUCGGCGAGCGCAGGAAGAGCACAUGACUGGUGCGACAUUGGACAUGGACAACAACGAAGACGACGACCCAGCAUAAAGUAGUUCAAGUCUGCAAAUAAGUUAUGUAAUCAAUGAAGGUAGUUGACGAGGAC